Neurospora tetraspora is the source of this 2162-nucleotide messenger RNA. Its product is annotated as SPG20 protein. Gene Ontology annotation, cellular component: plasma membrane. The transcript has 3 exons. Lineage: Eukaryota; Fungi; Ascomycota; Sordariomycetes; Sordariales; Sordariaceae. Gene Ontology annotation, biological process: cell division. The record is from RefSeq and is a predicted model, not a curated record. The coding region runs from base 407 to 1963 and encodes 518 amino acids.
GGAACGCAAGGUAUCUGAGUUAGAACAUCGAUUUCAUGCUUUUUUAUCUUCUUUUAAUCCUCAUAAACCUCAACUGCUUGUGGUCCUAAUCUAUCUAACACUUCCCUUGGACAUUUCUCGGUUCAACACGACUUUGCGCCCGCCAAUCGCACGACUUAUUAUCAAGAGGGUGUGCUAUAAUACCUAACACUUACAGCAAGAUACCCCGCAGCUGCACCAAUCAGUCGGGCAGGGAAGCAGCACAUUGCCCGCCGACUGCUGCUGAGCGAUCGACAGACGGUUACGUCGUUUCCUGUUCAAGGCCAUCCAUCAUCCAACACUUCUUCAAGCCGUCCCGUGUCACCUUUCCUAGCUCGACGCAAUAAAAGCAAUCAGAUUGUCACACCACCUACAGUUUCCUUCGAGAAUGGCAUCAAGUCACAACGACCCCAAGCUGCUCUACGCCAUCAACGGCGUAUCAGCCUACCACAUUGCCAAUGGCAAGGAGGAAUCGUUAACGCCCGCCGGGCCACAGACCCUCUCCUUGCUAAUGGUGCCAACAAGCUCUGCUUUUGCAGACCCGGCACUGGGCACAGAAAACGCGGAACAGGACUUCUACUUACAUCUUCACCUCCCGCCCGAGCUCGAUCUUCCUCUUCCCGCGACUACCCAGAUCUACCACCAAUCUCCUACGAGCUACCUGAUUCCUAGAUGGGACCUCGGACCCGAUAGCGGUGCUUUUACAAGAAUCGAGUUCCCCUCGGUCGAAAACAGGAAGGGCAUUCAGGAGGACGUGGACACCUUUGAGACGAUUCUUGCGCAAUGCACUGCGUUCCUUGAACGGGCACCACCUCCGACACUUAGUCAAAGGAGCAACGAGAGUAGUGGUGAGAAGGGUGGCACAGCAACAUCAACAAGGUCUAAGGGUGGAGUGACGGAGGACUUGCCGGCAUACAACCCUGGUGACUAUAGGCCUGGUGAGGCAUAUGCCCAGGGAAGCCGAAGCAACCCCACGCCAGGACAGAUUGUGCUUGUGGAUGAGGACGACGGUAGCGUCAUUGGCGAGUUGGCUGAGGGCUACCAAGUUCACGAAGAUAGCGCGUUGAAGCCUGGAUCGAAAGACCCGGUUGAGAUUACGCUCCCGACUACGCCCAACGGAAAGAUCAAUGUUGCUCCCGCCUCGCCAGAACUAUUCGAUGCCGAACUUCACCCUGCGUAUAAGAAGUCCUUCCUUGUUUCGAACGCAUCCGCCGCCUCGCGCUUCAUCAUUACCGGCUCCGACAUGCUUGCCAAGCUCUUACAGAACCAAGCCGAUAACUACACUAGAAGGUCGCAACCGGCCGCUGAGCCCAUGAAAUUCAAGCCAGCCACCCGCGAACACAUUCGCCGUAUCAGCCACUUUACCGGAAACGCAGCUGUUCUGUCAGCCAAAACCGUAGGACAGAUUGGCAAGUUUGCACAGAACUUUGGUGCCAACCUCGGCGGUCGCGGACCUAGAAAGACGGGGACCAAGGGUUUCGGGCCGGAUGGGCAGCCCCUGGAUAACUACAAGCCGGGACUGCUGAACAAGAGCUUCAUGGCGUUCUCGACGGUCAUGGAUGGUGUGGAGCAGGCAGGCCGACACUUGCUUGCGUCAACGUCGGAGGCUGCGACCACGGUGGUUGCGCACAAGUGGGGCCCCGAAGCGGGCGAGAUAUCGAGGAGUGUUGGUGGUGGGGUGAAAAACGUCAGUUUGGUCUAUAUUGAUGUUACCGGUGUUUCGAGACGCGCAAUUCUCAAGAGCGUCGCAAAGGGUAUGGUUGUUGGUCGGACGGCAGACGGAGGAGUAGUAACGGUCGGAGGAGGUGAUGGAGGAGUGCUGAGUCCGGGCGAAGGAGGAAUGAACAGCGAUCCGAUGAACCGUGCAGGAAGGACCUCGCCGGGGAGCAUUAGAAGUGGGAAGCAACCGGUUGGGAUGAACGGGAGGUCUGAGACAUGGGGUUGAUUGGUGAUGUUCGGUUAGGUCUUUCCUGCUAAUAUCCGCUAUACCUAUUUUUAUUUCCAAGAUUUUGGCCGACUACAUCGACCGACAAUUCUGUGUUGAAGUUCCUCUAUGAUGAGUUUGAUAACCUCUUAUCUGCCACUGUUUUCUUAUCUAACCCUCAAGGUUCCCAUGAAGAGUGGAUUCCCGGGGCAGCCCUGGC